Molecule: messenger RNA, 10151 nt
Organism: Ostrinia nubilalis (European corn borer)
Lineage: Eukaryota; Metazoa; Arthropoda; Insecta; Lepidoptera; Crambidae
Product: dynein beta chain, ciliary-like
Exons: 49
Coding region: 90-9755 (3221 amino acids)
Biological process (GO): microtubule-based movement
Cellular component (GO): dynein complex
Molecular function (GO): dynein intermediate chain binding; dynein light intermediate chain binding; minus-end-directed microtubule motor activity
Source: RefSeq, a predicted model, not a curated record
AAAUAUUUGACGCACUAGCUAUACAUUACAAGGAAGUGUUUAAAAGAUACAACUUUUUUAAAUUUGACUGUCAAAAUCCGUACGAAGUGAUGGCAAGAGUGGAUUUAGAGAUGUCUCAUUUAGAAACAGAAAUGAAUAAUAUACAAGAAUCCGGUUCAUUGUUUGAAGUGAAUGUACCAGAGUUUAAAAUACUGAAGCAGUGUAGAAAAGAACUGCGAAUGCUAAAACAACUUUGGGACUACGUAUACAUAGUGAAAACUAGUAUUGAGAAUUGGAAAACUACUCCAUGGCGGAAAAUUGAUGUGGAAAAUAUGGACAUAGAAUGUAAAAAGUUUGCAAAAGAAAUCAGACUUUUAGAUAAGGAAAUGAGGGGUUGGGAUACUUACAUCAACUUAGAGGCUAAUGUAAAAAAUAUGUUGACGUCUGUACGAGCUGUUGGUGAACUGCAAAAUCCAGCCAUCAGAGAUCGUCACUGGGAUCAGUUACUGACAAGCACGAAGAUUCGAAUUGUAAUGGAUGAAAAUGCCACACUCGCUGAUUUACUACUUCUGAACCUUCACGAAUGUGUUGAGGAAGUAAAAAAUAUAGUAGACAAAGCUGUAAAAGAGAUGUCAAUGGAAAAAGUUCUUAGAGACCUAGAUGCGACAUGGAAAAGAAUGGAGUUUGAUCAAGAUAUCCAUCCGAAAAAUGGUGCCCUAUUGCUAAAAGCUAGGGAAGAGCUGAUAGAAACUUUAGAAGAAAAUCAGGUUUUGGUCCAAAAUUUAAUGACGUCAAAGUAUAUUGCGCACUUCUUGAAAGAAGUCUCGUGCUGGCAGCACAAGUUAUCCACCGCAGACCAAGUGAUUACCAUGUGGUUCGAGGUGCAACGGACUUGGGCUAACAUGGAGAGCAUAUUCAUGAGUUCUGAUGACAUCAGGAUACAAUUACCUGAAGAUUCAGACAGAUUUGAUAAAAUUGAUGCAGCAUUUAGGAAUUUAUCUAUAGAAAUGGCCAAAACUCCAAACGUAGUGAAAGGAACUAACCAAGAAGGGUUAAUUGAGAAACUCGAAGAUUUACAGAAUGAUUUGCUUCUUUGCGAAAAAGCACUCUCGGAAUAUUUAGAAACGAAAAGAUUGGCAUUCCCAAGAUUUUAUUUUGUGUCUUCAGCGGACCUUUUGGAUAUUUUGUCUAAUGGUGAUCAAGCUGAUCUUGUAAUAAGACAUCUCACAAAACUUUUUGACUCAAUGGCAAUUCUGAGGUUUAUUGAAAGCGAGAACCCUGAAGAAAAAUUGGCAAUGGGAAUGAUAGCCAAGGACACUGAAUAUGUGCCAUUCCACGGGACGUGUGACUGUACUGGCCCAGUAGAAAUAUGGUUAAAUAGACUCCAAGACAUGAUGAGGUCCACGAUUCGUCAAUAUUUUGAAGAUGCUGUAAUCUCUCUCGAAGUAAAACCACGAGAAGAGUGGCUUUUCGAUUUCAUGGCCCAAGUAUCUCUCUGUGGUUCGCAAAUUUGGUGGACCACCGAAGUGAAUAACGCCUUUGUAAGAAUAGAAGGUGGUUAUGAAAAUGGUUUGAAAGAUUAUUACAAAAAACAGUUGCAUCAACUUAGUACGUUGAUCACUCUACUGAUAGGGGAGCUCAGUAAGCAGGAUAGGCAGAAGGUGAUGACAAUUUGUACUAUUGAUGUCCAUUCGAGAGAUGUAGUCAACAAAUUGAUCUUGGCUAAGGUGGAUGAAGGUUCAUCUUUUCAAUGGCAAUCGCAACUGAGACACAGAUGGGGCAAGGCUGAAGGGCACUGUUUUGCCAAUAUCUGCGAUGCGCAAUUCAAAUACAGUUACGAAUACUUGGGAAACACUCCAAGACUGGUCAUAACACCAUUGACUGACAGGUGCUACAUCACGCUAACUCAGUCUUUACAUCUUAUAAUGGGAGGAGGCCCAGCAGGCCCAGCUGGUACAGGGAAAACAGAAACUACGAAAGACUUAGGAAGAGCUUUGGGCAUUAUGGUUUAUGUCUUCAACUGCUCUGAGCAAAUGGAUUAUCAGUCUUGUGGUAAUAUUUAUAAAGGAUUAGCACAAACAGGAGCUUGGGGAUGCUUUGAUGAGUUCAACAGGAUCUCUGUUGAAGUGCUAUCCGUAGUAGCAGUACAAGUGAAAUCUAUACAGGAUGCCAUAAGGGACAAAAAACAGCAGUUCAAUUUCAUGGGAGAAAUAAUAUCAUUAGUACCAAGCGUUGGAGUAUUUGUAACAAUGAAUCCAGGUUAUGCAGGCAGAACGGAAUUGCCAGAAAAUCUAAAGGCAUUGUUCAGACCUUGCGCCAUGGUUGUACCAGAUUUCGAAUUAAUUUGUGAAAUCAUGUUGGUAGCUGAAGGUUUUCAAGAGGCAAAAAUCCUUGCGAGCAAGUUCAUAACUUUGUACACCUUGUGUAAGGAGCUGUUGUCAAAGCAAGAUCAUUAUGAUUGGGGACUGAGAGCUAUAAAAUCUGUAUUAGUAGUAGCGGGUUCUUUGAAGAGAGGAGAUCCUGGUCGUCCUGAAGAAGAAGUGUUGAUGAGGACGCUACGGGACUUCAAUAUUCCUAAAAUUGUAAUUGAUGACAUGUCAGUAUUUAUUGGUCUUGUUAGCGACUUAUUCCCGGCUAUAGAUGUACCACGCAGGAGAGAUUUAGAUUUUGAGAAGAUUGUAAAGCAAGCAGCUAGAGAUCUUCUCCUGCAAGCUGAAGACAAUUUCGUUAUGAAGGUUGUCCAAUUAGAAGAGUUAUUGGAGGUGCGGCAUUCUGUGUUUGUUGUCGGUAAUGCUGGUUGUGGCAAAACUCAAGUAUGGAAAACUCUUUUCAAAACGUACCAAAACAUUGAAAAGAAACCAAUCUUCAACGAUUUGAAUCCAAAAGCAGUAACCAAUGAUGAAUUGUUUGGUAUCAUCAAUCCAGCAACCAGAGAAUGGAAAGAUGGUCUCUUCUCGGUUAUAAUGAGAGAUCAAGCUAAUUUAGGGGGAGACAACCCGAAAUGGAUUGUCUUAGAUGGGGAUAUAGAUCCGAUGUGGAUCGAGUCGUUGAAUACUGUGAUGGAUGACAAUAAAAUAUUGACAUUGGCCAGUAAUGAAAGAAUUGCUGUUACUCCCUCUAUGCGGCUUAUGUUUGAGAUUUCUAAUUUACGGACUGCUACUCCAGCUACGGUGUCUAGAGCUGGUAUUCUUUAUAUCAACCCUCAAGAUUUGGGAUGGAAUCCUUAUGUUACGAGUUGGAUUGAAACAAGGGAAGAUCCAACUGAAAAAGCAAAUUUAGUUAACCUUUUCGAUAAUUACGUCCCGUCGUGUGUAGAAACGUUAGGAGGCAGAUUUAAAACGAUAACUCCUAUAGUAGAGAUGGCUCAUAUUCAGAUGUUGUGUCAUCUGCUAGAGUGCUUGUUUAUCCCGGCAAAUACUCCAGUCGGCUGCCCGAAGGAAUGGCAUGAAAUAUACUUCGUGUUUGCUUGUGUUUGGGCGUUUGGAUCAGCGUUGUAUCAUGAGCCAGGGAUUGAUUACAGAAUGGAGUUUUCCAAGUGGUGGGCGAAAGAAUACAAAUCCGUCCCAUUCCCACCAGAAGGAUCAGUGUUCGACUACUUUAUAAAUGAGAAGAAACAAUUCAUUCCUUGGACAGAGAAAAUACCAAAAUUUGAAUUGGACACCGACACUCCAUUACAAGCUGUACUAGUACCGACAGCAGAAACAUUGAGAGUGAGGUUCUUUUUGGAUUUGCUAAUGAAAGACAAACAUCCAGUAAUGUUGGUCGGUGGUGCUGGUUGCGGCAAAACUGUCUUAGUUAAUGAAAAGUUGCAGUCACUUCCAGAAAACUACGCCAUCCAAUCAGUACCAUUUAAUUUCUACACAACAUCUGAAAUGCUGCAGAAGAUUUUAGAAAAACCUCUAGAGAAAAAGGCCGGUCGAAAUUACGGUCCUCCAGGGAAUAAGACUCUGAUUUACUUCAUAGAUGACAUGAACAUGCCCGAAGUAGAUGCUUACGGAACUGUUCAACCACAUACUAUAAUAAGGCAGCACAUAGACUACCAUCAUUGGUAUGACCGUACCAAGCUCUCCCUAAAAGAUAUUCACAAUACACAGUACGUUUCUUGUAUGAAUCCAAAGUCAGGAAGUUUUACAAUCAACCCAAGACUGCAGAGACACUUCUCUGUGUUUGCUGUCAGCUUUCCCAAUAACGAGGCGCUGAAUUAUAUUUAUUACUCCAUUUUGUAUCAGCAUUUGACUAACCCGGAGUUUAGGAUUAACCCUUUGGUUAUAAAAUUAUCUUCAACUAUGGUCAAAGUUACAAUAUUAUUGCAUAACAAAGUCAAUCAAAUAUUUCUUCCCACUGCGUUGAAAUUCCAUUACAUCUUCAAUCUUCGAGAUUUGUCCAAUAUUUUCCAGGGUUUUCUAUUCACCACCAAUGAGUGCUUACUGAAUCCAUCAGAUUUGAUUCGGCUAUGGAUACAUGAAACUAGUCGAGUAUACGGAGACAAAUUGACAGAGGAAAAAGAUAUCGAAGCCUUUGCGAAAAUGCAAGUUGACAUGCUAAAGAAGAAUUUAGAUGAGAUAGAAGACCAGGUAGUUUUCAAGAAACCUAACAUUUAUUGUCAUUUUGCUGACGGAAUUGGUGACCCCAAGUAUAUGCCAAUAGAAUCGUGGGAGCAUUUGAGCAAACUUCUCAACGAAGCUAUGGCAAGCUACAACGAUCUCAUUGCAGCUAUGAGCUUAGUGCUGUUCGAAGAUGCUAUGGCACAUAUUUGCAGGAUCAGUCGCAUCUUAGAGAGUCCUCGAGGCAGCGCCCUUUUAGUUGGUGUAGGUGGUUUUGGAAAACAGUCGUUAUCGCGAUUAGCUGCAUUUAUAUCUACUCUGGAAGUCCUGCAAAUUCAGUUAAAGAAAGGCUAUGGAGUUGCUGAUUUGAAGAAUGAACUUAAUGGCCUGUACAUAAAAACUGGCCUCAAGAAUGUAGGUGUAAUGUUCUUAAUGACGGACGCACAGGUGGCUAACGAACAAUUCCUAGUGCUCAUAAAUGAUUUGUUAGCAUCUGGCGAGGUAGCUGAUCUAUUUCCUGAUGAUGAAGUUGAAAAUAUAUUGGGCGCUGUGAGAAAUGAGGUCAAAGCAGCAGGAUUACCAGAUACAAGAGAAGUAUGUUGGAAGUUUUUCAUAGACCGAGUCCGUAAGCAACUGAAGGUGGUUCUGUGCUUCUCACCAAUAGGAUCCACUUUGAGAGUCAGAGCCAGGAAGUUCCCGGCUCUGAUCAACUCUACUUCUAUCAAUUGGUUCCACGAAUGGCCGCAAGAGGCUUUGGUGACGGUGGCCAUGACUUUUUUGCAAAAUUUGGAAGCGCUACCAGAACCACUGAAGGAUUCAGUUGCAAAGUUCAUGUCCUAUGUACAUACUUCAGUAAACAACAUUUCAAGAGAUUAUCUAGCUAAUGAUCGCAGAUACAAUUACACGACCCCUAAAAGUUUCUUGGAGCAAAUCAGUCUUUACUCGAAAUUGAUAACGCACAAAUCUGUAGAUCUGUGCGAGAAAAUAAUAAGGUUAGAGAAUGGACUGGAGAAACUCCGCUGUACUGCAGUACAAGUGGCUGAGCUGAAGAAAAAGCUGGCUGUUGAGGAGAUUGACCUGGCGCAGAAGAACGCCAUCGCUGACAAACUUAUCGAGAACGUCGGCAUUGAGACUGCUAAAGUUACUGUUGAGAAAGAACUGGCCGAUGACGAGGAGGAGAGAGUUGCUGUCAUAGCUGACGAGGUGAAGAAAAAACAGAAAGACUGCGCUGAAGAUUUGAUCAAAGCAGAGCCAGCUCUCCAGGCUGCUCAGGAAGCUUUGAACACACUGAAUAAAGCCAACCUCACUGAACUGAAGUCUUUCGGCUCUCCACCCGAUGCUGUGACUAAUGUAACUGCUGCUGUGAUGGUCAUCAUGGCUCCUAAUGGCAAAAUACCGAAGGAUAGGAGCUGGAAAGCAGCUAAGCUGGUGAUGUCAAAAGUUGACGUGUUCCUAGAUGCCCUUAUAAAUUACGAUAAAGAAAACAUACAUCCUGAUGUCAUCAAAGCUAUACAGCCAUAUUUGAAAGACGCUGAAUUUGAACCAGAGUUCAUAAGAUCAAAAUCAGCUGCAGCAGCUGGUCUUUGUGCCUGGGUGAUAAACAUCAUAAAGUUCUAUGAGGUGUUCUGCGAAGUCAUGCCGAAGAGGAACGCAUUGUUAGCCGCCAAUGCUGAGCUGGCUGAGGCGCAAGAGAGCUUGAAAAACAUCAAGGCUAAAGUAGCUGCACUUGAAGCGCUAUUAGCUUCGUUGACGGCUCAGUUCCAAAAAGCCGUGGCCGAGAAGAUGAAAUGCCAAGCCAAGGCUGAUGCCACCAACGCCAUCAUCUCUCUAGCCAACCGACUCGUCAACGGACUGGCCAGUGAGAAUAUUCGCUGGGCUGAGGCGAUACAGAGCACAACCUUGCCUGGGGAUAUCCUGCUGGUGUGUGCCUUUAUAUCAUACGUGGGCUGCUUCACCAAGCCGUAUCGUCUUGAAUUGCAGAGGCUAUGGCUUAACUAUUUGAAGAUGUUAGAUCCCGCAGUACCCACAACUGAAGGUUUGGAUCCCUUGACGAUGUUGACAGAUGACACGCAAAUCGCCAUGUGGCAGAACGAAGGACUACCUUCAGAUCGGAUGAGCACCGAGAAUGCUACUGUACUCUCCAACUCUGACAGAUGGCCUUUGAUGAUUGAUCCACAGCUUCAAGGCGUGAAAUGGAUCAAGCAAAAGUAUGGUGAUAAGCUACAAGUCAUCCGACUUGGGCAAAAGGGCUACUUGGAGACGAUAGUAGACGCCGUCGUCAAAGGAGACAUCGUUCUCCUAGAGAACAUUGGAGAGACUGUCGACCCCGUGCUUGAUCCGUUGCUGGGGAGAAUUUUGAUCAAGAAAGGAAAGGCAAUUAAGAUCGGUGAUAAAGAAGUAGAGUAUAACCCAAAUUUUCGAUUGAUCAUUCACACGAAGUUAGCAAAUCCGCACUACCAGCCUGAAAUGCAAGCUCAAACAACCCUGGUUAACUUCACCGUAACCAGGGACGGUCUUGAAGACCAGCUCUUAGCCGAAGUAGUCAAAGCCGAAAGACCAGAUUUGGAAAGCUUGAAAGCUGAAUUAACGAGACAGCAAAAUGAAUUUAAAAUCAAGUUAAAAGAAUUAGAAGACAAUCUACUGUCGAGCCUUUCGUCUGCAGGAGAAAAUAUAUUAGCAAAUCCUGCAUUGGUAGAUAACUUAGAAACGACGAAAAAUACUGCUGAUGAUAUUGAACGAAAGGUAAAUGAAGCGAAGGUUACUUCUUGUGAAAUAGAUAUAGCACGUGAAUUCUACCGACCAGCAGCAGCCAGAGCUUCACUUUUGUACUUCAUUCUCAACGAUCUGAAUAUUAUCAACCCAAUCUACCAGUUUUCCUUAAAGGCCUUCAGUGUAGUAUUCCUAAAAGCGUUAAGUCGAGCGGAGCCAGCGAGUGACUUGCAAGAGCGCAUUAAGAACCUUAUAGACUGCAUUAGCUUCUCCGUCUUUCAGUAUACUUCCAGAGGGUUGUUUGAGUGUGACAAACUUAUAUUUGCGUCGCUUGUGACCUUCCAGAUACUUGUGAUGAGUGAAGAAAUAUCUCCAGAAGAACUGGACUUCUUACUCCGGUUCCCUGUCAAACCACACGUAGCUAGCCCAGUAGACUUUCUUUCUGACCAUAGUUGGGGAGGCAUCUGCUCUCUAUCUGGAAGGUUGGAGUUCACAAACCUUGAUAGAGAUAUCGAGUCUGCUCCUCUUAAAUGGAAGAAAGUCGUUGAGAUGGAAUGCCCUGAGCGAGAGAAGUUUCCUCAAGAUUGGGAGGAUAAAACACCACUCCAACGUCUAUGUAUGAUGCGAGCCUUACGACCUGAUAGAAUGGUAUAUGCAGUAGCAGCAUUCAUUGAAGAGAAGAUGGGUGGUAAAUACACAGAAAAUAGAACCAUGGAAUUCAGCAAGUCGUUCGAGGAGACUAGCUCUACUACUCCGAUAUUCUUCAUACUGUCUCCUGGAGUGAACCCACUGACUGACGUAGAAAGCUUGGGUAAAGCCAUGGGGUACACCAUUGAUGGUGGAAACUUCCACAAUGUAUCGCUGGGUCAAGGUCAAGAAAUAGUGGCUGAGCAGGCUAUGGAUAUGGCUGUAAAAGAGGGGCAAUGGGUGGUAUUACAGAACAUUCACUUGGUGAAAAAGUGGCUUCCGACACUCGAGAAGAAGAUGGAAAGUUUUACCAGUGGUUGUCACGACGAUUUCAGAUUGUUCAUGUCAGCCGAGCCUGCUGAAUCAGCGGAGUCCCAUAUCAUACCGCAGGGAAUCCUGGAGUCCAGCAUAAAGAUCACUAACGAACCACCCACAGGAAUGCUGGCAAACAUUCACAAAGCACUGGACAAUUUCACUCAAGAAACUCUAGAGAUGUGUGGCAAAGAUACCGAGUUUAAAGGCAUUCUGUUUGCUCUCUGCUACUUCCAUGCCGUUGUAGCAGAAAGGAGAAAGUUUGGACCACAAGGGUGGAACAAAGUAUAUCCCUUCAACGUUGGUGACUUGUCUAUAAGCGUUUUGGUAUUGUACAACUAUUUGGAAGCGAAUGAGUUUGUGCCUUGGGACGACUUGAGAUAUCUUUUCGGUGAAAUUAUGUACGGCGGUCAUAUCACUGACGACUGGGAUCGGCGUCUUUGCAACGCGUAUUUAGAAGAACUCAUGCAACCUGAUUUAGUUGAAGGUGAGCUAGAAUUAGCGCCUGGUUUCAUAGCUCCUCCUAAUACAGACUACCCUGGUUACCAUCAGUACAUAGAAGAUAAGUUGCCACCAGAAUCACCUUACUUAUACGGACUCCAUCCCAACGCAGAAAUAGGCUUUCUGACCACCACUUCUGAGAACCUCUUCAGGACCAUAUUCGAAAUGCAGCCGAGGGACAGUCAGGCUUCUGGUGGAGCUACUGUUACAAGGGAAGAAAAGGUAAAACUAAUGAUAGAUGAAAUCCUGGAGAAGCUGCCAGUAGAAUACAACAUGGUAGAGAUAAUGAACAGAGUGGAGGAACGGACGCCGUACAUAGUCGUGGCAUUCCAGGAGUGUGAGAGGAUGAACGCCCUCACCGGCGAGAUGAAGCGUUCGCUGAGAGAGCUAGAUUUAGGCUUGAAGGGGGAACUGACAAUAACAUCGGUUAUGGAAGAAUUGGAUAAUGCACUAUUUUUGGACCAGGUUCCAGUAAUAUGGUCUAGUAAGGCAUACCCUUCCUUGUUGGGGCUGGCAGCAUGGUUCAUAGACUUGACCCUUCGAAUCAAAGAACUUCAGGCAUGGGCCACUGACUUUAUUCUACCACCAUCAAUAUGGCUACCAGGUUUCUUCAACCCUCAGAGUCUUCUGACAGCUAUAAUGCAAAGCACAGCUCGAAAGUAUGAGUUGCCUCUGGAUAAAAUGUGUCUCCAGUGUGAUGUUACGAAGAAAAUGAUAAAAGAUUUCACGUCAGGUCCUCAAGACGGAGCGUUCGUCCACGGACUGCUGAUGGAAGGUGCCCGCUGGGACGUCCUGGCGGGGGUUAUCGCAGACUCUUUGCUAAAGGAACUCUUUCCACCAAUGGCAGUCAUCAAUAUUAGGGCGAUCACCCAGGACAAGCAGGACCUGCGCAACAUGUACGAGUGCCCGGUGUACAAGACGCGCACGCGCGGGCCCACCUACGUCUGGACCUUCAACCUCAAGACCAAGGACAAGCCCUCCAAGUGGACCCUCGCCGGAGCCGCGUUGCUGCUGCAAAUAUAAAUAAAAUAUCCCAAUAAAAUAAAUCGAUAUACUGACACGAUCUACACUAGAGUAGAUCGUGGGAAGCACCUAAGUGCGGGAGCACAGGGCCGGUUGCUGUGCAGCAGUGGACGCCUUGGGCUAAAACGAACGAAACGAAGUAACAAAUAUUGUGAUAUUAAAAUAGGUAUUCUAAGUUCUUGCUUUAUGUUUGCCUGAAUACAAAACCUUUGCCUUUAUUCAAUCACUUAAAAGUUUGCUAUGUAACGAUACGAGAUCACUCACUAACGUACUAACUUUACACUCGCCAGAUGAUCAAGUAAAUAAAUUACCUAGUCAAUUUAUUAUAAUUUGUGUUUAGAAUAAUAAGAACCUCAAAUGACUUUGAUAGAACACCACCAAUUGUUAAAAAAUCAC